AUGAUAAGGAAUAGCGUCAUUCUUGGCUUGAAGAAUAGAAGUUGUGGUCUUUCUUUGUCAAGAUCAGUACAAUUCAACCGGAUCUACCUCUACAAUUUCAUAAUUGAUCAUAAUAAGGACCUUCACACUGCCAUUAUUGUCAUGCUGAAGGGAUUGGUUGCUCAACAUUUUGUGGAGUCACUAGCAGGUGGAUCGGAACUUCUUUUGACUACCAAAGAAUUACUGAUCAUUCAGGCAUAA
Molecule: messenger RNA, 240 nt
Organism: Ilex paraguariensis (yerba mate)
Lineage: Eukaryota; Viridiplantae; Streptophyta; Magnoliopsida; Aquifoliales; Aquifoliaceae
Source: the annotation of a GenBank genome assembly